AUGGGGCGCUUUCCCUGGAACAAUGGUCACUCCAAGCAAGGCAGUGACAAAAUGCAUACGGUCACUCAUGACUUCUUUUCGAAGGAUACCGCGGAGCCGUCAAGGCAGGCCUUGAAUGAAUUGAUAAAGGACCACUCAAGCCUCGAAUCCCCUACGAGUGAUGGAUCCCCGACGUAUCGAGGCCGAUCCAGGACUAACACAGUGAAUUCGUCUUUCUCACUCUACGCACGAUCUGUCUCUGAUGCUUCAAAUGAGAUGAUGUCUAGGCCUUCUUCACAGCAAAGCUUUGCUGAUGUUGUCCUGCCUCUUGCAGAUAGACAGGAACAUUCAACCAAAAGUUUGCUGUCAAGAGGUACUCGCAUGUUGAAGCGACAAGGAAGUAAGCUGAGCCUCUUGCCAUCCCCGUCUCAGGAUUCAUUCACACGAUCCGAUACUCGUUCUCCAGAACUGCCACCAACCUUUAAGAUCCAACGGCAAUCCACUAUCAAUUUGAAGCGUCCCGUCCUGAAGAAGAGUAUAUCUACACCGUUUGCCUUUCAACACUUGACACAUGCAGACCAAGGCCAGUUUCAAAGUAUCGACACCGUUACAAAGACUCAACUAGCUUCCGACUUUGAUUGCAUUCAGGCCGAACAACAAGCUGAAGACUCUGUCCGUGGGAUCCCCUUGGCUGAUCUUCGCGCUGUGCUUCCAGGUGUUGAAGUGGAUACUGUUGAGCCAACGUCGCCUACAACAGACGCCAUCCCGCUCCUCCCGACGACACCACCACGACCUCAGCCGCCACCGAAAGAUGGUUUGAUGUCGCCUUACAGUCCUUCGGACUUUCGCAUGUCUCGUUCUAUGGAGAACUUCUCUCGACCAACAAGAUUGUCAGUGACUGCAAGUGAUGUUAGUCCUCCAUCGAGGUCAGAAGUGAGACUCUCAGCUUUCAGCCCUAUCACUCGAACCAGUGUCCUGGGGAAACCUCUCCCACUUCUCCCCGACGUGGUUCAUGCAGUCUCAACCAUAGACGAUAUUGCAUUACCUCUUCCCACCGCCCCACUACCUUCUCCACCUAAAGUGCUGGAAGGUGUUCUUGAAGAGGAGGAACGGCCUGUAGAUUGUCUAUCCUCGUCGCCUCUGCUGGCAGCCACGCCACGCUCCUCUCGCGCGCAGGUCAAGGCCUCUCCAUCCCCGAGGCACAAAAGACGAAGCCAGUCAUCUGGAGAAGUCCAAUUUAAUGCAGCGUUCAAUAACGUGAUGUUGAUGAUGAAAGCCCAGUCACAACCAAGGGCCACUGCCAGCCCAGACACAAAAGUCAGAACUGCAAAGAAACGAAUUUCUAUCGGGGUGAAGCCAAUCGAGAUCGAGGAUUGGGAAGAUGCCAUUGAUUAUUCAUGGGAUCAUGCAACAGACUUGGAGGAGGUGACUGAAGAACCCUCCAGUGAUUCCACGAUAGCUUCCCAAACCAAUGCCCCAACCAGCUUGGGUGAGAAUUACUUGAUUGUUGAACAAGGCACUGUCGAGGAAACCUCUUCAUCUGCAUCAACUCCUCUCAUGAUGCAAGCAUACCCAAACACUACUCGGCAAUCCUCUCACACAAGUCUGGCGUCUUCCUUGUCUAAGAGUGACGAAGAACCUUCCUCGCCAUUGCUAGGCCUCGGGAUUGCAUCUCUUCCUCCUGUGCCAACUGUCUCUCUGACUGCGAAUGACCCAGUUGAUGCUUCUGUUGGAGACGCGGGCCGAUUCGACCCCUUGGAAUCAUUUUCCCCUACAAUGUCGCGAACUCCCAAUUCGACAAUGAGCAAAUCGAGCUCACAGGAGAGCAUUAUCCUCUCUAUCGCCUCCUCGGUGAUUGGAACGCAAAGGUCUUCCAACUCUAGCACAAGCUUGUCUGAUUUCGCCCAUCUGGCGAAUUUCGGAGAUUCCAUGGAGAAACUGGAUCUUCGUGGGUCAACCUCCUCGAUCGAGACGCGUAAUAGAGAUGGCAGUCAAGACACUAUUCGUGAAGGGUCUCAGUCAUCACCUACAAUCGGCACCAUGCCUGUUCAUUCUGAUAUCUGUGAUAUUCCGGGCAAGAAGCAUGACCGGGUCGCCUCGGCAUCACAGAUCACUAUACCAGAGAGGAAAUCAUCUAUUCCUGGAACUGAAGGAAGCAAGAUACCAGGUGGUCGCAGACGAGCAAAUACUGCAAAUUCGCGGCCACGGCGCAACACCCGAGUGUCGUAUUCAUUGUUUCCUUCUGCGGGACCUAGCUGA
Messenger RNA from Exophiala aquamarina CBS 119918, 2238 nucleotides. RefSeq lists its product as uncharacterized. NCBI's taxonomy places the organism in Eukaryota, Fungi, Ascomycota, Eurotiomycetes, Chaetothyriales, Herpotrichiellaceae. The record is from RefSeq and is a predicted model, not a curated record. The transcript has 2 exons. Bases 1 to 2238 code for a protein of 745 amino acids.